AUGGAAACUGAAAAUCGAAUGAAGCGUCGUCGCCUGAAUAAAAAUUCUCAAAAUACUGAAUUAUCUGUUACUGUUAAUGUUGAUGGACUACCUCUUUUUAAAUCUUCUAAUUUUCAUAUAUGGCCAAUACUUGGUUUAAUAGAGAACUAUAUUUUAAUAAUUGCACUUUUCUGUGGAAAUGGUAAACCAACCUGCUUAGUUGAUUUUCUCUAUGAUUUUAUCAAAGAAUUUUUAUUUUUAUCUAAUGAAGGUUUAUACUACGAUAAUAAAAAAAUUAAUGUUAAACUUAAAGCAUUCAUAUGUGAUGCACGUUGUUUUCUUAAAUGUAUACAAGGUCAUACAGAAUAUUACUCUUGUGAACGGUGCCAAAUUCAAGGAUUAUAUGAGGAUCAUAGAGUUGUUUUUAUCGAUGACAACCAAUCAACUCCAAGAUCAACUGAGGAGUUUAAUACCUUUUUGUACACUAUACAUCAGAAAUCUCUUACUCCUUUAGCUCAACUUCAAAUAUUUUGUGUUUCUGAUUUUACUUUAGACUAUAUGCACAUGGUUUGUCUUGGAGUAGUAAGACGCAUACUUACCUUUUUAAAGUCAGGUCCUAAACAUUGUAGACUUUUAAAUACCCAAAUAAAAAAAAUAUCUGCUAAUCUAUUAAGCUUAUGUGGUAUGAUGCCAUCUGAAUUUGCUCGACAACUACGGUCUCUUUUUGAGUUAGAUCGUUGA
Molecule: messenger RNA, 720 nt
Organism: Hydra vulgaris (swiftwater hydra)
Lineage: Eukaryota; Metazoa; Cnidaria; Hydrozoa; Anthoathecata; Hydridae
Source: RefSeq, a predicted model, not a curated record